AUGCCGCCGUCUCACCCAGCUUCAGCUCCAGCGCCAGGGCCACAGGCCGCCCAGCGACAGGAGCCACUGCCCUUUCUCGCAACGGCCCUCUCAUAUACGGGCGCUUCUGGGCCUGGCUCUGCUUCCUCGGGAGGCUCAGGUACAGGUCCGGGUACAGGCACCGGCACGGGCUCGGGCAUAGGUAGCUUCUCUAUCAAUGGUAACGGCGUGGCUGGUACUCAUGCCGCCAACGCCAUGGCGCGUCCUCCUGGCCAAGCUGCCUCGCCUCUGUCCAUGGCCCUCGCCCCGGAUGUCGACGACCUGGAUGCCGACGGCGACGUCAACGCCAACGGUCCACAGUCGCCGGCAGACGCCGCCGGCAUGAACCGCCGUCCGGGGAAGCGUCCGGCAGCCCGCGGCACGGCCUUCUAUCCCCGGAAGCGAGCCAACACGGCCUGCCAGGUUUGCAGAGCCCGCAAGACCAAGUGCGACAACAAGAAGCCCGCCUGUAGCUACUGUGUCAGCGUCGGCGCCACGUGCAUUCAGUCCCCAGUGGAUCUGUCAAGCUUCGACCCCGCCAGCCUGAAGAUCCUCGAUCGUAUCGACGAGCUGGAGCGUCUACUGCGGCAUGCUGUGCCCUUGCCUGGCGCUGCCGACGCUGCGGCGCCACUGUCGGCUCUCGCUCCGGCUCCAGGCUCGGCCCUCUCCAGCCAACACCGGCUGCCCCCACUCUCGCGAUCCAGGGCGUUUGACAGCGCCGGCGGCGGAAUCCACGGCCAGAGUUCCAGUGUGAGCAGCCUCUCGGGGCUCAGGAAUCCAGAUGAUGAGCUGGAUCUCACCAGCCUGCUGCCUCAGCGUGUGGAUCACAUCCUGCAGUGGCCAGCUUUCCAGAAUUCCGGUACCCACCACCAUUCGCCAGCCUCAUUUCGCGCCCCUCCCGAUGCCAUCGCAACCCCUCCUUCGGGGUCGGCCUCGCUGGCUGGCCUCAUUGAUAUGGAUUCCCAUCGCAUAUACAGAUUGCUGGACAACUUUUUCCUCCACAUCCAUUGCAAGAACCCCAUCCUCGACGAGGUCUUGGCCCGCCGCAUGGUCCUCAACGCCUUUCUGGACGGCAUAGACUGGUCUCCCGCCUCGUGCCUUGCCCUCAUAAUAUGCGCCUUGGGCUGUAUUGCCACGCCCUUUGGCCCCAGUGGGGAAACCAAACUGGGCACCCAGACCUACAACGACUCUCAAAUCUUCUUCCAAGCCGCCCAGAAGCGUAUCGGCAUCUUGCUUGUGCGCUCCGACAUUGUGGGGGCGCAGUGUCUGUUCCUGUCGGGCAUCUACCUCAUGAUGGUCUUCCAGCCCGUCUACGCUUGGCGCUUCUUCUCUCAGGCUUUGGCCGCCUGUCAACAUUUCCCCUUUUUGGCUCGAGCCCAGAACCUCAACACCUCUCUGGAUGCCAUGGAGAUGGGUCGCCAAGACACCCAAGAGCAAGCCGUCUAUUGGUCAGCGUGGAAGUCAGAACGAGAGCUACGACAGGAGCUAGACCUUCCUGAUUUCGAUAUCCUCCACUCUGGCAGCACUUUAUAUCCGCCCUUCUUCCCCGCACCACCGGUUGCCCCGGCCGAGUCUCCGGAUGGGCCCGAUACCGAGACCCAGCGUGCUCGUGCCGCCUGGCUCUUCUACCUGGCGGAGAUCUCGCUCCGUCGCCUCACCAGCCGUCUCUCCAGAGAGGCGCUAGACCUUCGUCAGCGCUAUGCCUCUGACUCCAUGUUGAUAGACAUGCUUUUGGACAUGAUGCCCGAGUACGAGGCCCAGAUCCGAGAAUGGUCGGACAGCCUCCCCGCGGACCUCUCCAUUCACACUCCUGUGGAGGAGGACGGCAUUUGUCGGUCGGUUCUCCGAGGGCGGAUGAUUAACUUGUUUGAGCAGAUAUACUGGCCCUUUGUCAUGGCCAGCAUCAGUGCUCACACCGCGAGGCGUCCGGUCAAGCCUGCCGUGGCAGAGUUUGCCAAAAGAGGGUUGGAGACGCACAUGCACCAGGUGCAUGUAAACAAGCCCGGCUUCCACCACCGACACCAUGGAAGCAUGUUCAUGAUACGAGCCUGUACACGGAGUGCUUUGGUUCUAUUGGCGGCCGCCAAAGCCGGUUGCGCGAUGCCCACUGACUGGGAGGAUUCUGUUUACAAGACUGUCGGCAUGUUAGCAUAUUGGGAGGAUGAAGAUCGAGACUUGAUACAUUGGAGAUCAACGUUGGAGCGAGAGCUUGCCCUUGCUCGUCAUGAAUGA
Messenger RNA from Trichoderma breve, 2250 nucleotides. RefSeq names its product fungal zn(2)-Cys(6) binuclear cluster domain-containing protein. The transcript has a single exon. Gene Ontology annotation, molecular function: DNA-binding transcription factor activity, RNA polymerase II-specific; zinc ion binding. Gene Ontology annotation, biological process: regulation of DNA-templated transcription. Bases 1 to 2250 code for a protein of 749 amino acids. Lineage: Eukaryota; Fungi; Ascomycota; Sordariomycetes; Hypocreales; Hypocreaceae. The record is from RefSeq and is a predicted model, not a curated record.